This is a messenger RNA of Culicoides brevitarsis, 763 nucleotides long. Its product is annotated as odorant receptor 22c-like. Gene Ontology annotation, cellular component: plasma membrane. Bases 74 to 736 code for a protein of 220 amino acids. Lineage: Eukaryota; Metazoa; Arthropoda; Insecta; Diptera; Ceratopogonidae. Gene Ontology annotation, molecular function: odorant binding; olfactory receptor activity. Gene Ontology annotation, biological process: sensory perception of smell; detection of chemical stimulus involved in sensory perception of smell. The transcript has 3 exons. The record is from RefSeq and is a predicted model, not a curated record.
UGUGAUUUUUGGGCUUUAUUUUACGGCAUGUGCUGUUUUGAUUUGUUAUCCAUUGUUAUUUGGCAAGGAAUGGAUGUAUCCUGUGAAUAUUGUCAUUCCAGGAAUCAAUCCAAAAUCGUAUCCCGCAUAUCCGAUAAACUACGUCAAUAUUUCUUUUAUGACAUUUUGGACAGCGACCUCUUUUGUCGCCUUUGACAGUUAUUUUUUCCUCCUCGCUUUGUACAUGGCAUCCCGUUUCGAGUUAUGUGGCGAAAAUUUCUCCAAACUAGGUUGCGCUAAGCAGUAUUCAACUGCCGAUUACGUGCGUCAAAGCUCAAUGUUGCACGACAAAACGAUCGAAUUGUAUGAAUCACUCCAGGAGAUGGUCGAAUGGAUAGUUGCGCUUCAAAUUUACGCAAAUGUCUUUAUCAUGGCAUGCGGUUUGGUAAUUUGUCUCAUUAAUCCCUGGAAUUCGUACUAUCUCGUGACGGCUGCAAAUACAACGCAGGCCUUUUUGUUUUGCGCUUUUGGUGAAAUGGUUGCUCUCAAAUCGGCGGGAGUAUCAGAUGCGAUUUACAGCUCAAAGUGGUAUGACAUUGAUGAUAUUCACACGAAGAAAAUUUUGGUUUUGGUAAUGACACGUUCGCAACAACCUUUUUUCUUCAAUUUUAAGGGAAGAAAUCUUUCGUUGGAGACGUUUACGAGUAUCAUGACUACCGGGUUUCGAGUUUUUAAUAUGGCUUUAAAUUUCAUCUAAAACGGAAAAUUGGAGUUUAAAAAUUUU